Molecule: messenger RNA, 2870 nt
Organism: Eublepharis macularius
Lineage: Eukaryota; Metazoa; Chordata; Lepidosauria; Squamata; Eublepharidae
Gene: ANO10
Product: anoctamin 10
Exons: 13
Coding region: 130-2076 (648 amino acids)
Biological process (GO): chloride transmembrane transport
Cellular component (GO): plasma membrane
Molecular function (GO): chloride channel activity
Source: RefSeq, a predicted model, not a curated record
CUUCCCAUCUCCCUCCACUCAGCAGCUGCGGCCCUGAAAGAGAGGGGAAAGCCCCAAGUCAGAAUGGCAUCUCAGAGCUGGCGGUUUUGAGGGGCGGCGGCCGUUUUUGGUAAGCCAGUAGCCCAAAAGAUGAAGAUAAGCUGGUCUGCAUAUGACACAUUUGAAGCUAAUUUCAAACCUUUGGUGGUGAUUGAGCUUGCGGAAAACACCAGAGAUGAAACCAAAGAAUGGCUGACGCAAAAGAUUGUGGAGAAGAAGAAAAAUGGAGGAGCCCAACUUCUGGUUAAACCUUUGGUGGAAGAUGGGAAAAAAAUAGAUGGAAACCAGAACAUAUAUCUUGUUGGAGCAUCUCACUUGAGGCUGCUUCUAGGAGCUGAAACGGUGGGACUGGUGAAAGAAUGUAAUGACAAUACAAUGAGAACAUUUACGUAUAGCAGUAGAAAAACCUUCAAAAAUUUUGCAGAGGACAAUCAUGAUUUCCUUACAAUGGCAGAGUGUCAGUACAUCAUCAAACAUGAACUGGAAAAUCUGAGAGCCAAAGAUGAAAAAAUGAUCCCUGGUUAUCCACAGGCAAAGCUUUAUCCAGGAAAAUCAAUUAUGCGAAGGCUUCUAACCAAUGGUAUCUUAGUUCAUAUUUUUCCACUUCAUGAUACAGAAGAAUUAAAGAAACUCGGGCACACAUGGUAUGGCCAGCUGAAAAUUAGUUACCAGCCAUUAAAUGAAAUUUGCAGCUAUUUUGGUGAAACGAUUGCUUUCUAUUUUGCCUUUUUGGAGUAUUUUACAUUUGCUUUGGUUCCAAUGGCUGUUAUUGGAAUUCCUUAUUAUUUUUUUGCAUGGGAAGAUUAUGACAAGUAUGUGAUGUUUGCAACCUUCAAUCUGCUUUGGUCUACGGUUAUCCUUGAAGUUUGGAAGCGUUGCUGUGCUGUGAUGGCCUACAGAUGGGGGACACUGUUGAUGAAGCGACAGUUUGAAGAACCCAGGCCUGGGUUUCAUGGAGUUUUGGGCAUCAAUCUGGUGACAGGGAGAGAGGAGCCAGUGUAUUCUAGCUUCAAAAGACAGUUACGAAUUUAUUUAGUUUCCUUACCAUUCGUGUGCCUUUGCCUCUACUUCUCGCUUUAUGUCAUGAUGAUUUACUUUGACUUGGAAAACCAAGUAUAUUUAUAUCAUGAAGAGAACCAAUCUGAUUUAAGCAGCUUGCUGUUAUAUGUGCCUAGCAUAAUUUAUGCUGUUGUGAUUGAAGUUCUAAAUCGCAUCUAUCGAUAUGCUGCAGAGUUCUUAACUUCAUGGGAAAACCAUAGAUUGGAAUCUUCAUAUCAGAAUCACCUAAUUCUGAAAGUCUUGGUGUUCAACUUUUUAAACUGUUUUGCCUCUUUAUUCUACAUCGCUUUUGUCUUGUUUGAUAUGAAACUUUUGAGACAGAGCUUGGCAACUUUGCUGAUAACUUCACAAAUCCUUAAUCAAUGUGUAGAAGCCAUACUGCCUUACUGGCUCCAAAAGAGACGGAAUAAAACGGUUAAAAAAAAGGUGAAGUCAUUGGAAAUAGAUACCGACUUGUCUUUAUUUGAGCAAAUUAAUCUGGAAAAAGGAAUGGAUACUUACUUGGGUACUUUUGAUGACUAUUUGGAGCUGUUCUUGCUAUUUGGCUACGUGAGUCUUUUUUCAUGCGUCUACCCUUUAGCAGCUGUUUUUGCAGUGCUAAACAAUGUCACAGAGAUGUAUACUGAUGCCUUAAAAAUGUGCAGCAUCUUUAAACGACCAUUUUCAGAGCCUACAGCAAAUAUUGGUGUAUGGCAGCUUGCUUUUGAAGCAAUGUCUGUUAUAUCGGUAGUUACCAAUUGUGCCCUGAUUGGCAUGUCACCCCAAGUAAAUGCACUUUUUCCGGACUCAAAAACAGAACUUAUCCUGAUUGUAGUGUUGGCAGAGCAUUUAGUUCUGGCGAUAAAGUUUCUCAUGGCAUUUGCAAUCCCCGAUAAGCCACAAGAUAUUCGAAUAAAACUGGCAAGGCUAGAAUUUGAAUCACUGGAGGCACUCAAACAGCAGCAAAUGAAGCUGGCGACAGAGUCCCUGAAAGAAUGAACACCCUAAGAUGAUAUCCUAAGCAUCUGCCGAAUAGUAAAAUGUUACAAGUACUAACAUCAAGAAAUGCCUGAUCACUCCAUUUUAAUACUCCAUGAUAUAUUAUUACUUGCCUUUAUUUACCACUAGAAGGCUGAACCAACUUUUCCAUCCGCACCUCAUAUGACAUAGCACCUACCUGAAGCUUGUUCCAGAUCUGCCUACAAUCCACAAUAGCCACCAGUGUUACAAAAGGAUCUAAAAUCUCUAAAAGUUAUCAGUAUUAAGCAUAGUGAUAAUCCUGAAUUGCAACUUUUAAAAGGAGAAUUUUGGAGGCAGAAAUACUCACUUCAGUUUCAUAUCUCUUGUGGGAGUUAUUUUAUCCUCAUACUACAAUAUUUAACUAUCAUAUUAUUUUGUAGAUUUCUUAUUAAUUUUUCCAUAAAAAUAUGGGGGGGGAAAUCUAAAUCUUGUUUACUGUAUGAUGUGAAGUACAAAUUUCUUCCACAGGACCAAUUAGAGCAAGUUUUUAAAAAAAGAAAUGUGAACUGUAAAAUGUAUGAAACUGUAGAUUGCAGCAUUUCAGUGUGAAACUGUGCCUCCUUCAUAUUUGUUUUAAGGAACUGGAGAAGAAAGCAAAGUUCGCUUAUCUUAAUCUAAUGUACCAGUUAUACAGUCAUGCUUGUAUCUUCUUUCUACUCAGCAGUCAGCAUCAGUUUCUACUUGGCUGGAUCUUUAAACACAAGCUAUGUUAAUAAAUAAUGUCAUCAGAAUUGGCAAAAAACCCAUUAAAACAUGCAGUCAUUGUGAAUCUC